Messenger RNA from Penicillium argentinense, 846 nucleotides. RefSeq lists its product as uncharacterized. The coding region runs from base 1 to 846 and encodes 281 amino acids. Lineage: Eukaryota; Fungi; Ascomycota; Eurotiomycetes; Eurotiales; Aspergillaceae. Gene Ontology annotation, molecular function: S-adenosylmethionine-dependent methyltransferase activity. The transcript is spliced from 4 exons. The record is from RefSeq and is a predicted model, not a curated record.
AUGUCCAGUUCAAAUCCAUCUCGGCCGAGCAUGGGAGGCCGUCUACUCAGUACUUUCCUCAAUCGUCCUAUCAAUGAUCAUGGAUCAGGGUGGUCGAGUUUAUGGGAUUCUGGCGAAAGCGAUCUUUGGGAUCGGGGAAAGGCAUCGCCAGCACUAGUCGAUAUUGUCGAGCAAGAAACCCAGCUCCUUAACCCGUUCACCGUGGAGGGACACCGGAAAAAGGCAUUUGUCCCAGGCUGCGGCCGCGGAUAUGAUGUCGUUAUGCUCGCAUUACACGGCUUCGAUGCAUACGGCCUCGAGAUUUCGGGAACGGCUGUCAAGGAGGCCGAAUCUUAUGCGUCAAAGGAACUCAAAAAGCCUUCUGAAUACCAUUUCGGAAGCAAAUCGAAUCAAGCUCGCUCCCCCGGCUCCGUAACUUUCCUAAAGGGAGAUUUUUUCUCUUCCAAUUGGAAUUUUAAAGGUGAUGUUGACCAGUAUACCAAGUUUGAUGUUGCCUACGACUAUACCUUCCUAUGCGCGUUACAUCCAGAGCAACGAAAGAAUUGGGCCGCGAGUAUGGCUCGAGUCUUAAAGCCAGGUGGUCUCCUUCUUUGCCUUGAAUUUCCACUAUACAAAGACCCCAAGCUUCCGGGGCCGCCUUGGGGCCUAAAGGGAGUUCACUGGAAUUUGCUUUCGGAAGGCGGAGAUGGUAUCAUCACGAACGACGUAGGAGAUGAUGGAAAAGAAGCGCACUCUAUCCGGUCUGAUGGAAAUUUCUGCAGAGUACUCUAUGUGAGACCCGAACGGUCGUAUAAUGCUGGUAAAGGCACAGACAUGUUGAGUAUAUACGAGCGAAAGACAGAUUAG